UAUCGUAGAAAAGGCCUCAUAAUUGGUUAAGGUAAAAAUAUAUUUAUUAAGAGUGAAAAGAAAACGAAAGAGUGUUAUAUAUAUAUUCUUUUUUGUUACUGAAGUUCAUUAGAAUCGAGAAUAACAUAAAAGGAAUAAUGUCUAAACUUCAGCGCCCGACACUACAUGAUACUUUGCCUUAUCUUCGAAUUCAGUUAGAUCCUAAGAAUAUGGUGCUUUUGCGAGCAGCUGAGAAUGAAUUAUUUUUAGUAGAUAUGAAUUGUGCGAUGGUAAGCCGGAUAUGCCAGAAAUAUCUAAAGGAUGAAAAUGAAAAAAACCACGUUGGUCAGGAAACUGAAACCAGUGAGGAGUGCCCCCCAAAUGAUGCUACAUUUUCGAAUCAUCAAGAAAUAAUUGGUACAACUGCAUAUCCCGUUAUUGAUCUUUCCGAUGUUGCUUCCGAUGUAUUAGAUCUUUCGAUUGGGUUUAUGUAUAAUAAAUAUAAACUUGAUGUGGAUCCGGAAAAGCAGCUUGUUACUCAGCCAAAGUGGGAUCUUCCUUCCACAGCCAAACUUAUUGCUGCGAGCGUUUUGUUGGAGAUGUAAAUUAUGGGAUUGAAAAAAAUGACUCCAUUAUCAGUGGAAAUUUAUGUCGUGGUUAAUGAAGUCAUAAGCUUUGCACAUAUACAUAUAUGUAUAUAUGUAUAUAAUUAUUUAUUGCCUUCAAUCUUUAGUUUUGGUGAUUGAAG
Messenger RNA from Phytomonas sp. Hart1, 727 nucleotides. NCBI's taxonomy places the organism in Eukaryota, Euglenozoa, Kinetoplastea, Trypanosomatida, Trypanosomatidae. The record is from the annotation of a GenBank genome assembly.